AUGGCUACGGCGAGCGCGGGCACGUGCAGCGCGGUGAGGGCAUGCGCGGCCGCCCUGAGCACGGCCACGGCUGGGCACCGGCAGCUGGUGCUGCAGCUGGGCGGCAGCGCCGACUGCGCCCAGCUGCGGGAGGAGCUGCGCCGUAGCAGUGCCCGGGUGCGCGAGCUCUGCGCCGGCCUGCGGAGCACGCUGGUGGCGGGGCUGCGGCGCCCGCCGGCCAGCCCCGAGGAGCGCCGGGAGCUGGAGCGGCUGUGGGUGCUCUUCCUCUCUGCCCUGGAGCUCUUCCUGCAGGACCUGCGCAAAGCCCACCACCUCAGCCAGCAAUUCACAGUGCCAGGCCCCGGCGCAGCCCUGCUGUGCACUGGGCUGGGUGGCUGGCCCGAGGGUGCGCGCCGGGGCUGGGGGCAGCCGGGCCCUGGGGGCAGCCGGCGCAGCCCCGAGCGGCCCCCGGCCGCCCCACGCCCUGAGGAGGAGAUCGAGGAGGUGAGGGCCAUGCUGGCAGAGAUGGAGAGCAGAGCCAACAUCCCGCUGUGGACGGUGGAGGCCACGCAGCAGGGCUGGGCUGGGGGCAGCGCGGGGGCCACCGGGACGGCACGGUGGCAGGGGCCCGGCGUGGGACUGCAGCUGGGCACAGGGCACUGCUGCGUGGUCCUGUGA
Rhea pennata is the source of this 657-nucleotide messenger RNA. Its product is annotated as regulator of G-protein signaling 9-binding protein-like. The transcript is spliced from 2 exons. Gene Ontology annotation, biological process: G protein-coupled receptor signaling pathway. NCBI's taxonomy places the organism in Eukaryota, Metazoa, Chordata, Aves, Rheiformes, Rheidae. Bases 1 to 657 code for a protein of 218 amino acids. The record is from RefSeq and is a predicted model, not a curated record. Gene Ontology annotation, cellular component: neuron projection.